ACGCUACGCCACUUCUCUAUCAGCGCCCUCCUCCGUCCCUCCGCAGCCCGCGGCCAGCGCGGCGCCCGCGAGUGGAAUUCGCGAGCCUCGCGCCUCGCGACGCCGCGCGCCGUACUCGCUACUCUCAGCUCAGUGUACUAGCGACCGUUCGCAUCUGAGGACGAGCCGCUGUUCCACGCGUACGCUACUUAUUACGCAGCUGCGAGAUUCGCCGACCGCGUGGGCUUUUGCCGAAGUGCGAGCUCGGCGGCUCCGGAGCUGCUCCAGCCUUUUGGUCGCGCUCGUUUAGUGUUACUCGAGUGUCAAAUCCAGUGAUAGCUGUUAUCAGUGUCGAAAAGUUUUACCGGUCGCCGGACAAACUUAGAGACGCUACACGAGUCCUUGAGAUUGUUGGUGUGAUGCUAGUGAUAAUCAUAGACCGAUACGCUUUUUAGCCACGUUACAAGGUUAACGCGCCUCGAGCCAGAGAUGAAUUGGAAAAUCGGCGCGUAGUCGCUCACGUGGUGCACGCCCCGCCCCCGCCUCGCUCCGCACUUAUAUUUAGCGAAAAUCGCCUCUAGGGAGCGGCCCGACGGCAGAUACGCACGCUCAUCUCUGUUUAUGAACGUUAGUACGACGCCACAUGUUAUUGGCUCCGUGUGACAGAGGCGAUAAGGAGUUAGAUAACCUUUGCGGAUCGCGGGCAGGGUCUGAUCACGUUCUGGAAUUAUAAAGAAAUCCAAAAAACGAACGAUGAGCGAGCUGUAAUGGUAACGAUCGCAGUAUAGUCGCGCUGGUGAGCGCGGCGAGCGACACACCCACCAAAAAAUUCCACGGCUUAGCGACAGCGCGCAUUAGAAAUGUCUUUGCCGAGAGGAGGCAGCUACCCGAGCCCAUGGUCGUCGCAGACGGCACUCUCCGAGCUGGAGGGGGCCAUGGGAGAGUUGGAGCCUCUGGGAGAAAUGGCAGAUGUCGGCUUUGAGCCCCAAACUCGCGCUCGAUCGAACACGUGGCCGCUACCGAGGCCGGAAAAUUAUACAGAACCAGAAGACUCGGGCUCCAAGAAGAAUUCUAAUCAAAACCUUUCUGGUGCUCCGCCGUUGCCGUUGGUAGCGAAGAAAAACUCUUCCAGGCGCAAUGCUUGGGGCAACCUUUCCUAUGCUGAUCUCAUUACUCAAGCUAUAACCUCAUCUCAAGAUAAUAGACUAACACUGUCGCAGAUUUACGAGUGGAUGGUCCAGAAUGUGCCAUAUUUUAAAGAUAAAGGGGACAGUAAUUCAUCUGCUGGAUGGAAGAACUCAAUUCGGCAUAACCUGUCACUUCACAACCGGUUUAUGAGGGUCCAGAACGAGGGCACCGGCAAGUCCUCGUGGUGGAUGAUCAACCCAGACGCGAAACCGGGCAAGUCGGUGAGGCGACGCGCUUCCUCCAUGGAGACGUCCAAGUCUGAAAAACGAAGAGGCCGCAUUAAAAAGAAGCCUGAAGCAUUAAGAAACGGAGUCACAGCUGACGCUACACCAAGCCCCAGUAGUUCAAUAUCCGAAAGUCUCGAUAUGUUCCCCGAUUCUCCAAUACACAGCAGCAUUUUACAGUUAUCUCCGGACUUCCGUCAGAGGACUUCGUCCAACGCUUCGUCAUGCGGUCGCCUGUCGCCGAUUCAGUCCCUAAUGCCCUCGCAACCGGACUGGGCUUCAGAUUACACCCCUGCGGGGGAUUACGCUCCGAGCAAUGAAUAUUCCCAAACGGAAUACCCCAAUACUCAAGACGACGUCCUAGCUGGAACGCUCGCCGACUCCAUGAAGCUGCAAGGAGGAGACCCAUUCCUAAAUACGUACGUUCCAACGACAUCGUCAUCGUCGUCGAGUGGGAGUUACCGCUACUCGUACGGGACAUGUCCUCGACAUCCGCACGGCGGGUGCAACUGCCCGUCGCUGUUCCCCGCUCACCCCGCGCACCCGCAUCAACACGCACUUAACCAUUUCGUUCGACCGCCACCACCUGCAGACCCCGCUGAUAUCAUGCAAACAGAAAACAGUCAAAUGCAAAUGGUGGCGACAUCAGACGCUGGGCUACUAAACGGGGGCUUAAUGGUGCAAACUGGGGCGAUGGUGCCCACCACGGUGAUGGGUCAGAUCAUGGGCGCCCUGAACACUGGACUUGCAGAGGACUUGAACUUGAAUAUAGAAACAUUGGAACAUAGUUUCGAUUGUAAUGUUGACGACGUAAUCAAUCAUGAACUCAGCAUGGGCGGUACGUUGGACUUCAAUUUUCAACAACAGAACACCGCGAUGGCAGCGGAAGCAGAAAGCCAGUUCGUGGCUCCAGCACCACCUGUCCCCACCACGCUCUCUGGCGGAGGGGCGCCUCACACACCUUAUUCCGUAGCCCCCUCUUGGGUCCAUUGAAAGAAAACCGUAGUAAACACGUGUAUCUAUUUGCUUAUGGCUGCGGCGUAGACAUCGAAUUUAGACGUACGAUUUAUCGUUUAAGCUCCUACGCAGACACAUCGAAUUUGGACGAGAGUUGACGUUUGAGAGACAGGACAUAACUAACAUAAGUCGUCAUCGACUUUUUGAAAUCGAAAUGCAAACUGGAUUUUUUUAUAAUCAUAAAAUACUUAGUUCUCUAUUACAUUUUUACUUGUAGCUAUGGGUGACAUCCAUUUUGUGGUUUCAAUUCUAACUGCUCUUUAUACAAGAACUGUUUAAUUUGACUUUGAAAUGGUUGUUAUUUAUCGAUAAGACUUUAAAUCUAAUAUUAUAGAGGAUCAAGACCCAGGGUUUACGUACUAAAUUAUUCGUAACUGGUAGCCUCUGAAAAACAAUGUCAGACAUGCUAGGACAAAGAAGACAACGUAAGUCUAAAUUCGAUGUGCUUAUGCGUGCCCUUACACGUUGGAAUAUGUAACCGCCAUAACUCAACAAUGAUUUUUAUAUAAAUCAUAAUGUAAAUACGACGCAAGCAGAUUCUGUUCAAGUUUGAUACUUUGCAUGGUAGUCGAGAUUUUUUUUGUUUAUCAUGUUAACUAAUGUUGGAAUUUUAUUUAGCGUUAAUGUUAAGUGGAACGUUACCGAUCGUUGUUAAAGUGUCAAUUGUGUUAGUGUAGGCUUUAGUCUUAAGCUAGGUGGAAGCUUGUGAUAUGUAGUAGUUUAUUUGUCGGUUUUGAGGACCGGGAGGGGGCAUGCGGACGGACCUCUAAGUGGAAAGCAAAGAUGUUAAGAAAUAUAAACAACAAUCAGGAGAGGACAAUUUGGAACGUGAAUUCAAUUUUCUCAAGACAAGAAUGAUCGUCACAGUGCAAAUUGAAACUGCAAACAAAGUGCUUCUUAAAAACUUUUUAUUGAAAGAAAAAAUUAAAUGCUACAAGGAAUGAGAGACUUUUGGACUAAAAAAAUAUUCAAAGAUAUUGUGACCUCGCGUAUUUUAUUUCGUAGGAAAGUGAUUGGAUUUUUUUUUCAAAGAAGUGCUAAAUAGACUAUAGUUUCUUACAUUUUACUAUGAAUAUUGAUAAUUUAUUCAAGUACAGUGAUAUGGACAAAGUUAUUAGAGCCUUCACACACUGUAGACUAACAGUAAUAUGGACGAAGUUAUUAGAGCACACUGUAAACUAAUCGGCCGGGCGGUUAGUCGCCAGUGUGUAUUGGCUUUUACUAUUAUUAUGUAGGUAUGUAAAUAAUGAUGAGUGCAGUUUACUUAGACUGAUUUUCAUACCCGUCGGUAUAGUUCUCGUUACAUCAUGGAGCCCAAAGCUCACGCACCAUUGCCAUUAUUUUUUGUAUAUCUUUAAACUAUUUUUAAAAAUCGAUGUACUUCAAUGCCUCUUCAACGAUUUCGUGCGGGCCAAUGUUAUACUUUAUAUUUUUAAGUAAAUAAUUCAUAGGAUUAUAUUUGUGUAAAUGUCAUCGAGUACAACUUGCGUAGUUAUAUUAUAACUUAGGUAAAUCGGGAAGUUUUAGUUUAAAAAGAAUAAGGUAUGAUUUAUUAAUGAAACAAAUACCUAUUAAGUACAUUUAUUUUUAUAAGGAUAAGUACUGAGUUAUUCUUGCGAUUUCUCAUAAUGAGCGGACUCAGUAGAAAAAAUUAAUCUUAAUAACUAUAAUAUCGUAAAAUUUUAAAAUAUAAUUCCAGUAAUUUAAUUUAAUAACUAAAUAUAUUUUGCGUGCGCCAUAUAUUAGUUCCAUAUUGCUCAAUAGUACCUAUAGUCUAAAUUGCCGGCCAAUUUUUUAUACACAGUUAAUUACCUACUUACAACGUCAAUUUAUGACUGUCGGUGAUGAUUUACAACAUCCACGAUAGUCUCCAAAAGGUCACAACUCACAAUCAAUUAACCAGGGGUUGACCGAUAGAACGUAUUUUUUAACUGCUAUCUUUGUCACAGCAGGUAGUUGAGCUGGUGAACAAAACGGUGUAAUUGAACAAAAAAAUUACAGGUGUUAGUAAAAUAAUUGUACCGUUUUGAUCGAAAUCACUUACUUCAGACUAAAUUUUACAACAGUUUUUAAAGUGGUUUGGCAUGGAAAUGAGUACAGAUUUGUAUUCAGUGUGCCAAGACUGUCUGGAUUGAAGAAAACGAUAAUUUGAUCAGAAGUUUUGUUCACCAGCCUAAUAAAAAGAGUUUUCAUAUUCAAAAUCUAUUCGGACCUUGGAGCUAAAUUAUUGAGGUGACCGACCGCUCCCUAUUCUCGACAAAUAUAUUUUAAAAAGUUAUUUUCUUCACAGGUACGUAUUUAGUCUAUGUAGGAAUGAAAAAAUUAAAUGGGUAGGUACCUAGGUAAUUUUAAUUAUAAUAGCUAUACGUAUAUGAACGGCACUAAAUUGUGAAUAACCAGUCGGCACCAUGUAAGUAACGAGUUGUGAUAGCUGUGGUGCAAAAGCAGCAUUCGAAAAAAACCGAUACCUAUUAUAUAAAUAAUAUAAGCGUAGGUACCUACGUAAGGAAGCACAAACAAAAGCCUUUAUAGUCAGAUGUCUAGUCCCAGAUAUUAAAUAUUUCGAAUAAGCUACUUCGUCAACUAAGUACAGUAGAUUAACUAUACCUAGUAACUACUCGUAGUUAGCAACGAAGGCUAACCAUAAAAUUACUCGAGCAAAGCGAGUUCACUUGUAAAUUACCUCAGUGGACUGUUUGUGAUAGAUUUAUCCAUUAAGUGUUCAAUUUAGUGAAUUUAAUUAAGUCAAUUGCUGUAAUAUUUGACGUCCAUAUACAUAUUGUUAGAAGCACUAAUUGAUUUUGCUAAUUAUCUUCACCAUGCGAUGUUUUACUAUCUACCUAAGUAGGUAGGUAUGAUUUUUACAUCUCACAAGAUCAGCAUAAUACAUAAUGUAAACAUUGCUUUAUAUUAUUUAAUACCAACAACGUAUAUGCAGCUGACAUUGGUGCUAUAGAUAAUGUAUUUCAUAACCAUUUCAAAAAGCAUGCUUUCAUACCUUUUUUCUUUACUCAUAUUUUUUUUAAUUCGUACCAAUUAGGAAAUGGCAUUGCGGCAUGCAGUAUGUAAGUUGUAACUUGUAACCAUGCUACGUAAAAACCUAACCGAAAAAAAAAUAUUGGGACAUCGAAUACGUAUGAAAAUUUGUUGUUUUUUUAUUUUUAUAAAAGCUUAGGUAGAAAAUUGACGCUUAGGUAUUUUUUCGCUUAUCUGACUUAAAGUCGCUCGUCGAAAUGUUCGACGUAGUAUUUUUUUCUUAUUUUAUAAUUAUUAUUCGUUAUAGCCAUUGCCAAAUGAAACGUGUAUGUAAUUUUGUAUAUUAAGUAUGUAUUAUAUAAAUAUUAUUACUAAAAUAAUGGUUAAUAAAAAAGUGUAUGAAAAUUGGCAUGUUAAAAAUAUAUGUACUUGUACAUACCUACAUAAGUCGAUCCGGCUAGAUCGAAAUUAUAAGAGGUAACCAAAUUCUGUGGUACAAUAAUAAAUUUACGUGUUGAGGCCUUUAUGAAUCGAAAUCUGCCAUCUUUUGACUAAAAAACUAAAUUUCAAAAAAUAUUUUGUCAGUUAUCGCCAAAAAAUAAUGCGGGCUACCUAAUAAGUACAUAAGCUAUACCUACAUAAAAUAUCUUAUAUAGUAAGCCUUCUAGUGUCCUGCUAAAUAGGUACCUACCUAGUUAUACCUACUGGUCUAGCUCUAAACUUUCUAACCGGAUCGACAUGUUUUCUACAAGCACAGAAUGACCAGCCCAUUUUGGCGGUAUCUCAUAGAAAGGAUGUUAGUUAAUUAUAAUAUCAUAUGGUUGUUGACUUUGUGUAGGUAAUAUUAAGUAAGAAAGUGUCUACUUCAUAAGCAGAUUGAUGUCAAUCAGUGUGGUCAAUUAGUAUGGACCGUAAAAUAAGUUCAAUUUCAUUUGGGUAUAAGAUGCACUAUGGUCGUGCUUCGUAGAUGUAAGCGUUUCGUAAGAAAUUCAGUAGGUAUAUGUCUAACAUCUACCUGAGGAUUAGAAAAUUAUUGUACACAUUGUUGUUGCAGAACAAAGACUCUAGUGUAACUCUUUGACGUGACGUAUACAUACGGUACGCACGCACGUACGUAUGCGCAGUAGGAACGGACGAUCAAACGUUCUGAUUUGACAUCUGCAUACAAUUUUGGCAAAUUAACUGAUCAUCUUCGAUGCGAGAUAAUAAAUUACCUACCUAUCCUUACCCCAAAGUCACGCUUUUGACUUCAAAACUAGGGCCUACACAGAAAUACUUGACCCCUGAGCAAUUUCAUUGAUCCAAAUAUGACCCUAUACUCGUUUGUAUGCCAUUUCUGCAAUGUAAUUGCAAUUAUGAAAUAGAAAUAAAAAUAUUUUUUUAUUCAAAUAACUUUUACAUGUGCUUCUGAACCGCCAAAAGAAUCUACCACUGCACUCAUGGUUUGAUAUGCCUCACUUUCGUCUUACUGAAAAAGCUAUGUGGUUAAGCAGUGUAUUGUUUUGUUUUUUUUUUAUCAAGAAUUUAUUAUUAAUGAAGUUACCUAAUUAUUGUAAAAUGGUUGUUUAAAUUUGAUUUACCUAAAUAGACCUUGAUCUGUAGUUUUAAAUUCUUUAAUUAGGUAGGUAUUCUAUCUAUCUGUCUACCCACAAAACGUUUUCUUAAUUUUAAUAUAACAAUUAUGUUCACAUUUGACAGAAUCAAGAAACUAUGAAAUUCCAGUGCCCUGGGUGUAAGUUUUUAAGUAAAAAAAAAACGUGACACUCGAGUUACGCUAAUCUGCCAUAGUAUGGAGAUGUCAAAUCACGACGUUUGUAAAUGAUAGAUUUACUUACCUACUCUUACGUUAUUGAACAUCUAUUGAACAUCAUUCUAAUAAACUUGAAAACUUACACUAGGGUCUCUGAAAAUAUAUGCGUUGAGGAUAUAUUAUACUUUGAGUUUGGUGGCUGGGGCCAAGACAGUACCCCACAAACAUCUAGUAGGUAAUUUAUUUUGUACAACGUUAAAGUUUUAUGUUUGCCUUAUUAUGUUUAUGCAGUAAAUUUGUUUCUUUUUGGUUGCUUAAUUUUAAUGUAACAAUAUUAAGACAAAAUGUCAAAGAAUUAGUUAAGAUAGGAAAAUUAUGUGUUUAAAUGUAAAUAUAUAGAUGAAAACAUGUUUGUCGAAGUACAUAAAUAUUAUUUAUGUAAUAAAUUUGAUAUUGUUUUCAAAAUUUCA
This is a messenger RNA of Maniola jurtina (meadow brown), 7604 nucleotides long. It is a transcript of the gene foxo, whose product is annotated as forkhead box protein O. Gene Ontology annotation, molecular function: DNA-binding transcription factor activity, RNA polymerase II-specific; RNA polymerase II cis-regulatory region sequence-specific DNA binding. Gene Ontology annotation, biological process: regulation of transcription by RNA polymerase II. The record is from RefSeq and is a predicted model, not a curated record. The transcript is spliced from 10 exons. Gene Ontology annotation, cellular component: nucleus. The coding region runs from base 840 to 2384 and encodes 514 amino acids. NCBI's taxonomy places the organism in Eukaryota, Metazoa, Arthropoda, Insecta, Lepidoptera, Nymphalidae.